AGCAUAUACUGGAAAACCCCAGCCGUCCGAUCAACUCUAGGACUUCGAAUUAUUUAGUCGAACAUAUGAUUCGUUCGUGAAUUCUGAUGAUGAUGAUGAAAACCACUUUCCCAAUUGUUUUCUUAAAAUCCAUCCUCUGAACACUCUUAACUUCUCACUCACCUCACACACUCUUCUUCUCUGUGACACUCUCUACCUCUCUCUCUUUCUGCUUACGCUUAACAUGGCGUUCGAUCUUCAUCACCGUGGCUCAGUUUCAGAUCAGCAUUCAUCGGAAUCUCAGAGUCAGCAACAGUCAUUUACACUCCCUCCUUAUCCUCAGAUGAUAAUGGAAGCGAUCGAAGCCCUGAAUGAUAAGAACGGUUGCAACAAAACGACAAUUUCGAAACACAUCGAGUCAGCUCAGCAAACCUUGCCGCCGUCACACACGACACUGCUGAGCUAUCAUCUCAACCAGAUGAAGAAGAGUGGUCAGCUUAUCAUGGUGAAGAAUAAUUAUAUGAAACCAGAUCCAGAUGCUCCGCCGAAGCGCGGUCGUGGGCGUCCUCCGAAACCGAAAACCCAGGGGGGAUCUGGCGCUGCUGUCACCGUCUCUGCAGAUCCGCCUAGAUCUCGUGGUCGUCCACCAAAGCCGAGAAAUACAUCGGAAACUUCGGUUGAGCUACCCAAAGAGAGCGGAUCUGGAAGACCACGUGGACGGCCACCAAAGAGACCACGAACAGAUUCGGUUACGGCAGCUCAGGCAACGGGUGAGCGUAGAGGACGUGGGAGACCUCCCAAGGUGAAGCCCACGGUGGUUGCGCCGGUUGGGUGUUGAAUUAUGCAACUCUAAACAUCAAAUUGGAAUCUCGAGAGUGCUUUGAGUAGAUUGGAGUAUAGUUCCCUUUGUACUCGUAUUUGAUUGUAAACUUUUAGUAAUGAUGUGUUGUUGUCUUGCUGCUAAGGAGGAUAUAAAGACUUAACGUUAGGGACGACUGUAUCAUUCAUAAGUGUAUUAUUACUAUGAAUUUUGCAUGUGUUAUGUGAUCCUUUUAAUAGUUCUCUC
Capsella rubella is the source of this 1045-nucleotide messenger RNA. Its product is annotated as HMG-Y-related protein A. The record is from RefSeq and is a predicted model, not a curated record. Gene Ontology annotation, cellular component: nucleosome; chromatin; nucleolus. The coding region runs from base 224 to 817 and encodes 197 amino acids. The transcript is spliced from 2 exons. Gene Ontology annotation, biological process: negative regulation of DNA recombination; regulation of DNA-templated transcription; nucleosome assembly. Gene Ontology annotation, molecular function: nucleosomal DNA binding; double-stranded DNA binding. NCBI's taxonomy places the organism in Eukaryota, Viridiplantae, Streptophyta, Magnoliopsida, Brassicales, Brassicaceae.